Lathyrus oleraceus (garden pea) is the source of this 4184-nucleotide messenger RNA. RefSeq lists its product as uncharacterized. The coding region runs from base 378 to 3122 and encodes 914 amino acids. The transcript has 2 exons. Lineage: Eukaryota; Viridiplantae; Streptophyta; Magnoliopsida; Fabales; Fabaceae. Gene Ontology annotation, biological process: protein phosphorylation. The record is from RefSeq and is a predicted model, not a curated record. Gene Ontology annotation, molecular function: ATP binding; protein serine/threonine kinase activity.
GAACCUCGGAGAAAUGCAACCACCGUUUGCAUUUCUCCAAAACAACAACAACAACGUUGUUACAGAAACUGCUUCGUAAUUCAAUUCAAUCCAUGUUACCUACACCAACAUUAAUUAAUGUAACAUAACAUAUUCUCCAAUCCUCAACAAACCUGUCUCAGAAUUUCCGUUAUGACGUUUACAACCUCAGAUUCUUCAUCAUAACACCUUGCAAUCCAAACAACAUUUUCUAAAUCUUAACAUUCCCCCUCCUCCACCCUUAAUCCUCUCACAUUCUUCUUCUUUCACAUUUCUUCAAUCAUAAGGUACUAUUCAUAAUGUGUUUUUCGUGUUUAUUCAUAUGAUUUGCGUCUGUGGUUCUGAUUUUGAUUUUCUUGAUGGUGUUUUGUUUAGGUUUCUGUUUUGAAUUUGAACAAUUUCUAAGUGCCGGAAUGGAACAGCUCCGGCAUAUUGGUGAGGUUCUUGGGAGUUUGAAAGCUCUUAUGGUUUUACGCGACGAAAUUCAGAUCAAUCAACGACAAUGUUGUUUGAUUCAUGACAUAUUCACUCUAGCGUUUGACACGAUCGCGGACGAGAUAAGGCAGAAUCUUAAGCUUGAAGAAAGGUCUACCAAAUGGAAACCUCUUGAGUUUCCCCUUAGAGAACUUUGCAGGGUUUUCAAAGAAGGUGAGACAUAUAUUAAGUAUUGUUUGGAAUCAAAAGAUUGGUGGGGGAAAGCACUUACACUUUCUCAGAACAGCGACUGCGUCGAGUUUCAUAUUCAUAAUUUGCUUUGCUAUUUCCCUGCGGUUAUCGAAGCGAUUGAAAGUGCUGGCGAGAUGUCGGGUUUGGACAAGGAUGAGAAUUCGAAGAAGAAAGUUAUGCUUGCUAGAAAAUAUGAUGUGGAAUGGAAUGAUCCAAAGCUUUUUCAGUGGAGAUUUGGGAAACAGUAUUUGGUUCCAAAAGAGAUUUGCAAGCAAUUGGAGAAUGCUUGGAGAGAAGAUAGAUGGAGGCUAAUAGAAUCAAUCAAGGACAAAAAAUGUUUUGCGAAAUUCAGUUCUUCAAAGAAUGACCAAAAUCUCGCAGAUAUGUUGUUGAAGAAACUAAUGAAUGGUUCCGCAAAGACAAAUAAUUGUAACAACAAUAAUAAUAAUAAUCAAUUAUGGCCAAUUGGGAUUUUGUUAGGAGCCAAGGAUUAUCAAGUGAGGAGAAGAUUGGGAAGAGGAAAAGAAUAUAAGGAAAUUCAAUGGUUAGGACAGAGUUUUGCUUUGAGGUAUUUUCUUGGCGAGAAAGAAGCUUACGAAAACGAGAUUUCGGAUUUGAUAUCGCUUUCUCACCCAAACAUAUUGCAGUAUCUAUGUGGUUUUUAUGAUGAAGAGAAGAAAGAGUUUUCUCUUGUGAUGGAGUUAAUGAACAAAGAUUUGUGGACAUACAUGAAGGAGAAUUGUGGUCCUAGGAGACAGAUUUUGUUCUCUAUACCUGUUGUGAUUGAUCUCAUGCUUCAAAUGGCAAGAGGCAUAGAAUAUCUUCACUCUAAAAAGAUUUAUCAUGGAAACCUUAAUCCUAAUAGUAUUCUACUAAGAGCUAGAAACUCACAAGAAGGUUAUUUUCAAGCUAAAGUUGCAGGAUUUGGUUUGUCUUCUGUGAUAAAUGGUGACGGCAAUGCUACUAGAACUUCGCCGACACACAAUCCGAUUAGUGAAGAGAUUAACCCUUUAAUUUGGUAUGCACCUGAGGUUUUAACUGAGUUAGAGCAAACAAAAAAUGCUUCUACUUGUUGUAAGUACUCGGAGAAAGCUGAUGCGUACAGUUUCGGUAUGAUAUGUUUUGAGUUGUUGACAGGAAAAGUUCCUUUUGAGGAUAACCAUCUUCAAGGAGAUAGAACUCAUCAGAAUAUCAAAGCAGGAGAGAGACCCUUGUUUCCACACCGUUCGCCGAAGUAUCUUGUGAGUUUGAUCAAAAAAUGUUGGCAAACUGAUCCGUCUCAGCGCCCUAGUUUCUCGUCUAUUUGUAGGAUUCUGCGCUACACGAAGAAGUUUCUGUCAAUGAACACCGAGUAUGUUAUGAUCAAUCCUGAACUAAACCAGCUCGAACUUCAGAACCCACCUGUGGAUUGUUGUGACAUUGAAGGUACUUUCCUCAAGACUUUUCAAAUAGAGAGGACAUUUGAUAUGUGUUGUAUUUCACAAAUACCAUAUGAAAUGUUUGCUUAUAAAGUUGUUGAGAAAGGGAAGAUGAAUAAUCAGAGUCAGAAUAACAGCACUACUAUGCCAACAAAGGAUGAAACUAUUGUACCUAAAGAAGUAAAUGAUGAUCCAAGCAAAGGUUAUGGAGAUAUUAGUGCAUCCAUAACGGAAGAUCAAGUAACCAACCCAAAAUCGGUAUCCGGUGAAACACGAUCGAUAUUUUCUGAUAGCCCCCCACCAAGGAAGAGUGUGACAAUAAAGAUACCAUUACAAAUGAAAGCAAAGAAAGACCAAGGAAAUUCAAAACUACAAGCAACAAGAUCAUUACCGCCAUCAUUAUCCAGUCGCACUUCGAGGACAAAUAAGGUGAAUCAACCAUCAUUGACAUCAAGUCCUUUAAGCCCAGGUAAAAAGAAACCUAGCAGCAUUUUCUCAUCAGAAUCUGAGCGCAAUUCCAAUAUCGUCAAAGGGAACCAAUCACCAUUACUGUCAACUUCAAGCUCAGUUAGAAGAAAAAGAAAUGAAGGAGGCAAUGUCUCGGAUUCCAAGUCUUCUAGUUUAAAGCUGAGAACAAGAGACCAAUCAACAGUUAACAGUUUAAAGACAAAAAAAGCACCAAUUCCUUUGCAUCCUUCAUUGAGUCCAACAAGAAUGAGAAGAAUUAAAAGUAGUAAUAACAUCAAUGUAAGGAUGCAAAAAGGGUUCAUGUCAACACCUCCAAUGAGUCCUUCGAAGAGUCCCUCAAGGACAAGUACAAGCAAAACAUGUGGUCAUGUUUCAGAUAUGGACAAUGGUUUGAAGAUACGAGGUAGAUUGUCACCAUUCGGAUUGAGUCCUUUGAGUCCAUAUGUGAUAAGAAAAACAGCAUGUUGCAAUUUGUCGGAUUCAGAGACACCAUUUACAUUGACCCCUUUGAGCCCGUACGUAAGAACUGCAUGCGGUCAUGUCUCAGAUUAAAGGCUUUUAAGUCUUUUAGCACUUGUGGAAGAUUGGUUUGGUUUUUGCUUUAAGUUCUUUAGCAGAGUUAUUAGUCCUAGAGGAUUAGAUCAUUAUGAACCAAACAGAUUUUCUCUUUUAUUGGACCUAUAUUUUGCUUAAGGUAUGAGAAACAGAAAAAUGUAGCUUUUAUGGGAAGGUUACUUAGAAGUUUGCUAUUUUUGUCAAUGGCUGUAUUAUUCUUUAAUUUUUUUUUGGAUAUUUUCUGUGUUUUAUUUCUUCUGUAACUCUUUCCCAUAUUAAAUUAAGUUACAUUCUAAUUCGAUUUUUAGUUCAAAGUUCAAACAGAGGUGAAAAUAUUUUUUUUUAAAUGGAAAAUAAAAUAAAAUGUUGAAUUCACAAGGAAUUAAAUCUACAUAAUACAUAGUUUCUGGAAGUUAGAAAAAUCGUGCUUCAUUUACAUGCAUUCAAAUAGCAACCUAAAAUGAAUAUUAUCAAGGUAUGUUACAUUUAUAUAUACAUAAAUUGAGAGCAGAGUGCGCCCCAAGAAAGAGAAAAGGAGGGCGGUGUUACAAUUGAAACUACAUGCUUUCCUUUUAUGGUGGCGAAGCUGUUUUAUAUAAAUAAUUUGAUAAACAAUCAUUUCUUCCUACAAAACAGCAAUUGCUAGUCCUUUAUGAGUUUAAAAAAUGAAAGGGGCUGCAAUGCAAUUUACAUAGGCUCAGACAAGCGCUUUUGCGAGACACUUGAGCUUAGAAGCAGCUUAGAUACGCCGUUCUAAUUAUGAAGUCUCAAUCUUUUCCAUAUUUGAUCUGCUUCCAUAUUUGAUUCCAGGAAAAAUUAUGUAUAACAAGCUUUUGGUAAAUAUGACAUAAUGACAAUUUGAAAUUCUGGUUUAAAGUUUGAGCUUGCUUAUGCUCAUUGGGAUGCAUCCGACUUCAAGAUUGUCUGGAUUUAGUUGCAUCUACUUCUCAAUCCAAGUAUUGCAGAAAUUGAACCCCUGUGUAUCAAACUUUAAACCAGAGCUCAAGAUGUCAAAAGAGUUUCUUACCAUCCCAGCAAGUUGAUGGUAUUGGCUCGAGU